UCAAACAUAGUUUAAUGGUUUACCCCUUCACAUCGAAAGCUCGACAAGAUGGCGGCUGUUGGUUUGCAAGGACUGAAUCCUGCCCAAGAUCGCUCUCUCCGCUCCGUGUUCGUGGGGAAUAUUCCCUAUGAGGCCACAGAAGAACAGUUGAAAGACAUCUUCUCCGAAGUCGGUCCAGUCAUCAGUUUUAGGUUGGUGUAUGACAGAGAAACAGGGAAGCCCAAAGGCUAUGGCUUCUGUGAGUACAAGGACCAGGAGACUGCCCUCAGUGCCAUGAGGAACCUGAACGGGCAUGAACUCAACGGGAGACAACUCCGCGUGGACAACGCAGCCAGCGAGAAGAGCAAGGAGGAACUCAAACAGCUUACUGUGUCUGGACCUUCACAAGAAUCUCCCUAUGGACCACCUGUCCAGCCAGAGGAUGCUCCUGAGGCCAUCAGCCAGGCUGUGGCCAGUCUGCCGCCUGAACAGAUGUUUGAACUCAUGAAACAGAUGAAGUUGUGUAUCCAGAACAACCCUCAGGAGGCGAGGAACAUGCUCCUACAGAACCCGCAGCUGGCCUACGCACUGCUGCAGGCUCAGGUCGUCAUGAGAAUAGUCGACCCACAUGUAGCCAUGAAAAUGCUCCAUCGCCAGCCGUCCAAGGUGGAGCCGUUAGUUCCUGCAGGACAGGGAGGGUCUGCCCCCCAGCAGCAACAGUCUCCUCAUAUGGGACGUCCACCAAUGGGAAGCCAGUCCCAGAUGAUGCCCCAGCAGCCGUCUGUGUCCAUGGCAGGUGGACCGGGCAUGGGCCAGCCUGGGAUGCAGAUGGGUGGGCCGGGGCCCAUGGGUCCGGGGGGGCCACCCAUGCAGCCUGGACCCAUGAUGGGCCAGCCUGGGCCGAUGAUGGGGCAGCCUGGACCGGGACCCAUGCAGGGUGGACCCAUGAUGGACCAGCCCAUGAUGCACGACCCACGGGCCAGAGGCCCCCACGGUCCUGGGGACAUGGGUCGACCGCGGCCCGCACUCCUGGGAGAUGGACCCAUGGACCCACGCAUGGGACGGGACGGAGGCAUGGACCCCAGGGGACCUAUGGACCCCAGGGGACCUCAAGGCCCCCACCCAGGGGGACCCAGCCCCAUGGGUCAGGACAGGGGCCAGGGGCCGCAUGACCCCAGAGGCUUCCAUGGAGGUCCCGAUGGGGGUUACGGAGAUCAAGGACACUACCGAGGCCGGCCUGACCCUAGGGCGAUGGGAUCCCGGGGACCCAACCCACGGGGGCCUGACGGACCGCCACAGAGGAUGAAUGCACCCGGGUUGCCCAGCAGCAUCUCCAACCUGGCUGACCAGUUAAUGGGACCCAUGGGAGGGGGAGGGCCCGGCGGUGGAGCUCACAUGUCCCCACACUCCGACUCUAACCCCACACCAGCUGACCAGGAGAAGGCUGCCCUGAUCAUGCAGGUUCUUCAGCUCUCUCCUGAGCAGAUCGCCAUGCUGCCUCCUGAACAGAGACAGAGCAUCAUGAUCCUCAAGGAACAGAUCCAGUCUUCACAGAGACAGUAAAACUCUGGCCCCCUCUUCUUUUAUUUUCUUCUGUACUAAAUAUCAUUGGUUUCAAUAAAAGUUGAUGUGGUAAUGCCACUGAUACUUCCCUGUAUGCUAUAUGCAACUUUCACCCAGCAUGUCGGACAUUUUAGCAUUCCAAACUCAAUGGUACUACAACUGUAUUGUCAGCCACCUAAAUCUGCAGUAUACCACCACCAACAUUCAAGUGACGGUCUAGAAGAUUUUGGAUGUUGUUCAUAAAUACAUUGUACAUGUAUUUAAUCAUUAAUAGUUGGAUGGACAGUUUGUGAACUGUACAAGGGAUAGUACAUUGUUGUAGAGCAGAUGCUGCCAUUUCUUUAGCAUGCUGAUUCCCAUUCUCUGUAUCAGUAACAGUACUCAAUAAAGGUCAUUUUAUGAACUUC
Branchiostoma belcheri (Belcher's lancelet) is the source of this 1949-nucleotide messenger RNA. Its product is annotated as cleavage stimulation factor subunit 2-like. Bases 49 to 1542 code for a protein of 497 amino acids. Gene Ontology annotation, cellular component: mRNA cleavage and polyadenylation specificity factor complex. The record is from RefSeq and is a predicted model, not a curated record. Gene Ontology annotation, molecular function: mRNA binding. The transcript has 14 exons. Gene Ontology annotation, biological process: mRNA 3'-end processing. Lineage: Eukaryota; Metazoa; Chordata; Leptocardii; Amphioxiformes; Branchiostomatidae.